GUGAACUCCGUCUGUAGGCACACUCACAGCUGAAUGAAGUUCCCUCCAUUAAGGGUUAAGGGUAUAAAUACAGCGGCAAGCUUUGGGACGGCCUCCCCUCUCUCCGCAGGAAACGGAAACGGACGUCAUGGUGUCCAACUCACAUCUCCAUCUGUCGGCUGCAUUGACCUGCGUUGCUAUCCGUCGCCUGUUAGCGGGUGCAAUGGCAAGAUCCAACAGAAGGCGCAGAAGGUUGAGGCGCAUUUUAGCGAUGUGCCAGUGGCAGGGGGGCAAAGGUCUUUACAUGCAGCUCAAUGCCACUGCCCCAAUUCUCGCCGUGUAUGCCAACCCUGAAGCCUGUCUAAAGAAGGACUUUAGAGUUAAGCGAUCUAGUGUGGUGUAUUUAGUGCAGAUGCUUUCCUCCCCAAAGGACCACGGAUGGGGACAAGACAUCGAGGUGCUUGUUCUCCUCUACAGCUUGGCCCAUGGACUAUCACUCUCUGUGGUGGGUUCAGCAUUCGGGAUUCCCAAAUCGACGGUCCACAGGAUCAUCAAACACGUCACCGGGAAGAUAAAGGCCAACCUGAAGACCCUCAUUUCCCUGCCAACCCCAGAUGAGCUGCCAGAGAUUGCAGAUGGCUUCUGUCAGCUUGCAAAGAGUCCUGCAUUUCACCGUGCUGCUGGUGCGAUUGAUGGAUGCCAUAUUCGCAUCAAACCUCCAGGAAACGAGUACCACAAGGAGUACAUCAAUUACAAUCUGUUUCCUUCCAUCCAGAUGCAGGCCAUCUGUGACUCAACUGGGAGAUUCCUGGAUGUCUUCAUCGGCUAUCCAGGCUCCGUUCAUGAUGCCAGAGUACUGCGAAACAGCCCCAUCUUCUGCCAGGCACUGUUUCCCCCAGCUGGUUGGUUCCUCUUUGGGGACGGUGGUUAUCCCUGCCUGGAAAAACCAGUGGGAUUACUCACACCCUACAAGGUCCCUCGCGGCCAGGUGCAGGCCAGAUUCAACAGGCAUCAUGCCAGGGCUCGGUCUGUGGUGGAAAGAGCAUUUGGAAGGAUGAAGGCUCGCUGGAGGGCCACCCUUUUCAAAGCGCUGGAGAUGGGGACCAGAGUCUUCCCCCUGCCGCAGCAUGUGGACAAGAAAGUCCUGGACACCACCUAA
Messenger RNA from Gymnodraco acuticeps, 1138 nucleotides. RefSeq names its product putative nuclease HARBI1. The transcript has 3 exons. The record is from RefSeq and is a predicted model, not a curated record. NCBI's taxonomy places the organism in Eukaryota, Metazoa, Chordata, Actinopteri, Perciformes, Bathydraconidae. The coding region runs from base 128 to 1138 and encodes 336 amino acids.